Molecule: messenger RNA, 1602 nt
Organism: Prunus armeniaca (apricot)
Lineage: Eukaryota; Viridiplantae; Streptophyta; Magnoliopsida; Rosales; Rosaceae
Source: the annotation of a GenBank genome assembly
AUGAAGGAGCAAAGAUCAAAGAUCAAGGAAGAGAUCAACAAAGAGGAAAUCAUCAAGAGAAGACCAAACACGAAUUGCGUCGACCCCACCCACAUAGACCCGCCCCAACCUGGACUUAACGCCUACAGAUCCGCGCCUCCCCAACCCACUCUCGCUCUGCUGCCUGAGGAACUUGGGCUCGGUCCCGGCCAAUUCGAUCAACAACUCAAAAGCCUCCUGCGCCGUGGCCUCGUUGUCGUUGUUCAAAGCCUCCAUCACCAUCCUCAUCAUCACUGUAAUCUUAAUUCAGACAUGGGUAAAGAGGAAAGCCCAAAAACCACAAGGAGAACAACCAGAUCCUCCGCUGCAGCUACUUCUUCAAAGAAUGUAGUUGAAGAAACUUAUGUAAGUAGUUCUCAGCCGCCAACUCUCAGUGACCUUGUGCUUGGAGAAGAAAGAGAAUCCUUUAGCUUGGAUGAUCUGUUGUCUAGUUUUCCUGGUAGACGUAAUCAGAUCCAGGAGCUUCUACAGCUUCUGGGUCCACGGAACUCUCCCAUGCUUCCUAUCUUUGUAUAUGGAGGCAUUUCUACCGGGAAAACUAGUAUGGUACUGGAGACAUUUAGGCAUCUUAAACGUCCUUUUGUUUAUUCAAGCUGCCUUAGCUGUUAUAAUCCCAGAAUCUUGUUUGAGUCUGUUUUGAAUCAACUGUUUCUUCACCGAAAGAAUGCAGUAAAUGGAUAUUCAAGUGCAAAGCGCUGUGAAAGCCCAUCUGAUUUUGUUAAUUUUCUUCGCGAAGCCUUGGUUAGCAUUCUUGGUAAUCUUGAGGGAAACUCGGGGAAAUUAAGCUCCAAAAGGUCAGGAAAGGCUAAUGGAAAUAUGAUCUACUUGAUAUUUGACAAUUUGGAGCGUGUUAGAGGAUGGGAAAAAGGUUCUACCAUAUUACCUUUACUAUUUAAUCUCUAUGACAUUCUGAAAAUGCCUGAGGUCACUCUUAUCUUUAUUAGCAAUGCCUCACCGGAUACAUAUUACUCAAGUAUGGGUUAUGUGGAGCCUAUCUCUAUAUAUCUUCCUGAUUAUACUCAAGAUGAUCUUCAGCAAAUCUUCUUGAGAAACCAAGCAAACAAAAAACUUUAUGCCUCUUUUCUUAGUGUCGUGCUAAGGCCUUUCUGUAGAAUUACCAGACGGGUGGAUGAAUUGUCUCCUGCCUUUUCACUAUUAUUCACAAAAUAUUGUGAGCCCGUUUCAUCUCAUCCAUCCACUGAAGUUGAAGUUAGGGAGACAAAAGGAAAGGGCAGCACAAGGAAAUUUGGAGAUUGCGAGGUUGAUCAAUUAGAUUUCCAUAUGCCUACUUCUGCCAAGUAUCUCCUUAUUUCAGCAUUCCUUGCUUCAAGAAACCCAGCUACCCUUGAUGCAUCAUUGUUCGAUUCCACAGGAGGUUCUAAUAGUCGCAAACGAAGGAGGAAGGCCUCGGAGAAGUCAGUGGAACAGAAGGAAACUGCAGAACAGGAAUUACUUCUGAAUCCUGGAACAUUUCCAAUGGAGAGGUUAUUAGCCAUAUUUCAGUGUAUUACUUCUAUAGGGGAAGGUUCUCUUGAUGAGGAGAAGAAGGAUAUGAUGGGUUAG